Molecule: messenger RNA, 7512 nt
Organism: Acaromyces ingoldii
Lineage: Eukaryota; Fungi; Basidiomycota; Exobasidiomycetes; Exobasidiales; Cryptobasidiaceae
Exons: 3
Coding region: 90-7391 (2433 amino acids)
Biological process (GO): phosphatidylinositol phosphate biosynthetic process
Cellular component (GO): fungal-type vacuole membrane; endosome membrane
Molecular function (GO): 1-phosphatidylinositol-3-phosphate 5-kinase activity; metal ion binding; ATP binding
Source: RefSeq, a predicted model, not a curated record
CCGCUGACGACUACUGCCGGGAGCAGAGCAAAGGACAGGACAGCAUCGCUGCGCUCGCCGCGGCCGCCAGAGGGCCCAGAAAGCCAGAGAUGGAGCUGACGUCGUUUGGCUUUCUGCCCCAGGAUGACGAGAGAGAGGACUCGACCUUUGCGCUUGGCUCGCUCCUAUCCCGUGUCAGGAGCGCGCUUGGGUCCUCGGGCGAUGAUGGCGCAGCUAGCAGCAGCAGCAGCCAAGGCAACAGCAACUUGCGGCACGACGAUGCGCUCCUGGCCGCUGCGGCGAGACGCUCGCCUGACAUCGAUCGACAGAGCCGGGCGUCCUCGGUGGGUCGCAUCAGCAGCAAGAGCGCUGCCACAGCCACUGCCACGGCGACGGCUACGACAAUUCCAGCCUCGACCGCCACCCCGGCAACCACAUCAUUGGCGUCUGCAUCGGCCUCGCUGGCUGCGACUCCGCCAGCUGGAGCGAUGCCGCCCCCGUCUUCGGACGCGACCUCAGAGCGGCGUCAAAGCCAUCGCUCCAGGCCGACCUUUGCAAUACGUUCCUCCACCGGAGCGCCUGCGGUCACAUCGACUGCGUCUGCACACGCCCUGAAGUCGGCCUCGUUCAAGCCGACCCGGCUGCACCACGUCGAUGCCCUCGACGAUGCUUCUAUCGCGGGACACGCACGGAGCGAUUUCGAUGAGGACGACGAGGACGAUAUGAAUGGCGGCAGGGACGAGGAUGAGGAUGACGUGCUGACGGAGCUGAUGCGCAAGAGUGGCGUGGACAAUGCGAGAAUUGCACGGUCAAAGGCAGCAGCGGCAGCCGCCGCCGCCAUGGCUCAGCAUCGCGGCCCAGGCACAAACGCAACAGCGUCAGCCAAUGACGGUCGCAUCUCGGUCAUCCCAGGCUUCCCGCUGUCCAAGGAGACGCUCGCCGAUGAUACACGCUCCAUUCACUCUUCUUCGUCGCGCCGACCAAGGUCCGAGGUCAACAGCGAGGCACACCUUGUGUUUGCGCAUGCGCAGGGUCAUCAUCACCAGGCUUUCAAUGACGCCAGUCGGGGCCCUGCUGGUGCAUUUGUGGGCGCUGGUGCUGCCGCUGCUGGUGGCGGCGGUGGCGGUGGGCUUAGCACGAGUGCAGAGGCUUUCAGGAGGAUGAGGGGUGAGGGCGCCGUCCUCUCUCGCGCCUUUUGGAUGCCAGACGAAAACGUAAAGGAGUGUCGGCAGUGCCAGAGUUACUUCACCCCCUUUCGACGUAAACACCACUGCAGGAUCUGUGGACAGGUCUACUGCUCCCGGUGUGCAUCCAACAUCAUUGCCGGCUCGCGUUUUGGUCUUGCGGGCUCGGUGCGCGUGUGCGACUACUGCCUCCGAAUGCUGUCCGAGUACGAGAGAGCAGGAAUGCGCUCGUCGUCGAUGCAGUCCGAAUGGUCGCCCUCGAGCCCGUCGAUGAAGACGGUGGCGACGACGUAUGCGCGCAAGCGAGUCGACUCGGCCAGCAGUCUCUUUCAGCAGCAUCUCAACCACGCCGCCCAGACUGCACUUCAACAACAGCAGCAAAUGACGACCAAGGCACCCGACAAGGGCAUGAUCAGUGCACCUCUCGAGGCACAACUGCAGAGUCCCCAGGCUCAGUUUGCUGCAAACAAUCUCUUUUCGAGUGGUAUGCCUCGAAGGCCCACGGUGCCCUUGGGAAACGCCGUUGAUCACAACGAUGAGAGUUCGAGCAGGCCGUCCACCGAUGAGCCCGCGCCCUUUCGCGCAAAGUUGGGCGAAGAAGAUCGCGUGACGACGAAUCUCGACGAGGAGGCCUCCUUUGGCAGCAGCAAGCCCCACUCGACCGCCAAGGGCGAAGAGGCACCUUCACAGCCCAAGGCUAAAGUGCAAGCAUCGCAGGCGGUGGCCACUACUGCCGCCAUGGGUGCUAAUUCGUCCACGUCUUCCGUCCUCAAGCCUUUUCCCAGCCUCGAGGAGAAAGACGUCUCCUCAUCGCCACCUCCCUCCUCGGCCCCUUCAGCGGCAACCACGCCGCCGGCGGGUCACAAUUACGAUGCUUCGUCUGACACCAGGAGCCGUUUGGUUUCGGACGCCGCCUUGCGUGCGUACAGGAGGUCUAGACUCAAGAGUCGGCCCGGCCCUGGCCUCGGUCUCGACCCUGGCUCAAAGGGCAAUCUACGAAUAGCAGCGACGAUUGCUUCUGAGGCGCUUUUGGAGCCCAGCAGUCACGCUCACCUGUCCAAGCUCCUCGAGCAGAGCUUGAGGACCGCAUGCAUCCCCAGAGCCAAGCUGUGGCACCGCACACUCUUGCCCCUCGCCGUAAGCGUUGCCCGCAACAUCCACCCAAACCCGAAAGCGGGCGAGAGCAUGGACAUCCGUCAGUACAUCAAGAUCAAGCGCAACCCUGGCGGCGCCAUUCAAGACUGUCGCUACGUAGAUGGCUUCGUCUUGUCAAAGCAAGUCGCCACCAAGCGCAUGAUGAAAGCCCUCCCCCUCUCUUCGCCCCGCGUCAUGGUCGUGACUUUUGCCAUUGACUUUCACCAGUCCAGAGGCCAAUAUCUGAGCCUGGAACCGUUGUUGGCGCAGGAGCACGAGUUCACCAGGAUUCUUGUCGCCCGUAUCCUGCAGCUUCGGCCGAACAUCCUCGUCGUCAAGGAGUCGGUGUCCAGGCUUGCCCUCGAUAUGUUCCAAGAAGCUGGCGUCAUCGUAGUCUGGAGCCUCAAGGAAAGUGCAGUGCAGGCCAUUAGCCGAUGCUGUCAGGCCGACAUUAUCCCUUCGAUCGAUCGACUGGCGCUGGAGCCCCGCCUGGGCCGAUGCGCAAGCUUCGAUGUCGAGACAUUCGAGAACCAGCGUGCAAGGGGGCCUGGGACCAGAAAGACGUAUAUGCGCUUCUCGACGGCUGGUAAUGCCACCUCGCUGGGCUGUAGCAUCGUGUUGAGGGGCGCUAGCUUGGAGGUGCUGGCAAAGAUCAAAGCAAUCGUGCUGCUACUCACCUACGUGGCUCACAACUUGCGCCUUGAAGAGCGCCUUAAUCGAGACGAGGGCACGCGCUCAUGUGUCGAUCCAAGCUCGAACACGACGCGAAUCAUUGAUGACGAUGGUGACGCUAGCUUCCAAGACGACGACGAGGAAAUCAAGGAAGCGCUUCUUCCCUUUAAAGACGCUGUCCUCAGCUCGAGCGCAGCGGUGCGAAUCACGCCUCCCUUGCCCCUUGUCAGGGUCAGAGAAAGCCAUCGAGAUGUGGUCAGGCUGGCGCGCGCUCACAGGGCCAUGCCCUCGUCGGACGACGCAGUCGGGGAUCACGGUCAAGGGCUCAAAAAGCCUUCGGAGCGACAGCCAAAGUUCGACCGCGCUGUGGUACGUCGAGAUGCUGCUCGGAGAGAGUGGGAGGAGUUUCGAAGCCAAAACUUCACAUCCACGACCGACUCGACGAGAUUGCAACGCAUCGGCGUCCUCUGCUCAUUGCUGUUGUCCUCCGAGCAGAGGCCGUGCCUUGGACCCAGGCUGAUGGCUUGUCAGCUCUACGGCCCCGGUGACGAGACGCUGGGACAGUAUCUCGAGAGAACGUGUGCCGAGAGCAGUGUCCUCUGCUCGGCUCGAGGCUGCGGGCGUCCCAGGGGCGUGCACUACUCGUCAUUCAUCCACAACGGCACCAGGGUCCAAGUCGUGCUGGAGCGAUUCGUGUGUCCGGUUCCCGGUCAAGAGGAUAGGCUGCUCAUGUGGUCAUACUGCAAGAAGUGCGAAAAGGCUACCCCAGUGACGCCGGCAUCGGACGAGACUUGGAGUUUGUCCUUUGCAAAGUAUCUCGAACUACAUUUCUACCGAUGCAACAAAAAGCUCAGCUGCAGCGAGGCCACCAGGGAAGAUCCAAGUACGGGCAGUGGAACAAAAGCGAGUCCGUUGGCGUGCUCGCAUGACUAUUACGCCGACUGCGUCCGCUUCUUUUCGCUAAAGAACCUUGCGAUUCGCUUUCACAGGGAUCGAGACCUGACUGUCCGCGAUGUCGUUCUUCCUCCGCUCAAGAAGCCUCUGCCACGGCCAGACGUCGACUGUCGACUGAAGCUCGAAGAGGUGCGCACACUCGAGGAGCGCAAUGCAAGCUACUGGAACAGUGUCAUCGCCCGUCUCGGCGCGCUUCAGCGGGAAAUCUCCAGUUCUGGUGCAUCUACCUCGUCAGCGUCAGCAGCGGCAGUGGCGGCGGCAUCCAGCACAAACGCAGGCGCGACAUCUGAGUCAGAAUCCACAGGCCAUGCCCCCGCAGAAAAAACUCGCACGCAAAUUGCCUGCGAAGAGCUCGAUGAGGCCAAGAAUCGAGCCGACGAGGAUCGCAAGGCAAUCGAGGCAUUCCUCGCGGAAACCUGUCGUAAUUCGGGACCCACAGACGUCUUAGCUCUCAACAUCGUCCGCAGUCGGCUUCAAGCGACGGUGGUACGCUGGGACGUGUUCCUGCGCGAGUUUGAAAAGAGGAACCUCGUUUCGCCUGAACGCGAUGCCCGCAGGCUCACGACGCAGCACCUCUCGCGGCUGUUCCAGGAGAGGGAAAAGGAGAAGGAGCAGCACAUGCCGCUUGCUUCGUCUAUGACGCUGACUUCAUCGACGGACAAUGGCUACGACGCAGGUCCUCCAAGGUCUGCUGCCGUCUCACCAGCAUCGACAAGCGCAGUCUCAUCCCCCACACGUCCGACGAGAAUGACCGACAGCGGCAGCAUUCCCAGCACGUCUGCGCUCGCGCGAGCUCUUGAGGUGACCGACGAAGGAGGCUCGACAGACGCAAAGAGCGAGAGUGCACCUGCGACAUGGCGUCGUCGAAAGGCAGAGAGAAAGGCAGCUUCAGCCUUGCCUGGGACAAAGAAGGAAGAUAACGAUCAGAAGGACUCUUCGUCCUCGGAAGCAAAGACUUCACCAGAUCCAGACGGAAGCAAGAAAGCGGCUGCCUCUGAGACUCGCAGACCUUCGAUGCUGCCCAGAGCUCGACAGAGCGCAGAUGCCGUCCCUAGGACAUCCAGGCUUGUCUCCAGUUCCUUAGACAAAGGCUCGGAGAGCGACACGACUUCAUGGACCGGAGGUGCGAGUGGCCAGAAAGCGACACAGAGGAGACUGGCAUCUGGAAGCCACCUUCAUCGAAGUAAGAAAGAAGGACCCCCGAGCAGCUACCGCCCCAUCCGUGGGACAUUGGCGGCUGGACAAGCUUCGAGUGCGGAAAGUGACGUCGAAAACGCUACCUCUGCUCUCCGGCGUCCGGGUGUGGUCCGGCGAUCUUCAGCUGGGCAGCAGACAACGCUGGCAAAUCGAAACCGUCGACCUGAACUCAACUCGUCAACGUCUGGGAACAGUCAUACCAGCAUGAAUAGUCGGCUUCCCGUCUCCACUAGCCAAGCCAGUAAUCGCGUAUCGACGAUUGCGCGUCGCUUCGACAACCUGCAUCGAGAAGCGGAGCGCGAGCGCGAGAGGCAGAGACAGCUCAUGGCUGUGCGUGCCAGACGAGCCAGACCAGUGGGCGCGUCACAAGCCAAGGUCCAGGUGUACCGAAAUGUCAGGGACGCGGUCGGAGACGAUGACGAUGAGGAAGAAGAGGAAGUCCAUAUCGGAAAGGGCGCCAAGAAGAAGCUUCAGGGUCUCGAAGAGGAACGGCACGACGACGACGCCAAGGGAGAGGAGGCAGACGAGGAGGAUGCUGCAGAUGAUGAGAUGUCCACUGCAAUGGCGAAGACGGACACGCUCGAACCAAUAGUUCCAGUAGCGGGAACCGAUUCGAAGGCUUCGCAAUCAUCUUCGCAAGGGCCGGACGUGGCACACAUCACCGAAGACGGCGCGGAGCGGAAGAGGCUCGAAGACCAACAGGCCCAGCUGCAGAAGCAAGAGGCUAAGCAGCAGACGGCAGCUGAGGUGACGGUGUCUUCGCUCCUUUCGGGCACACUGCCAGCUUCUUGGAGGUCAAGUGACGAUGGCGCGGGCACGACCAGAGGCUCGCUUCUCAAGACCAUCACUUCCCUUUGGGGCAAGGGUGUGGGUCAACUCCCGUUGAUCGAGUACCCUAUGUUGGCGUCCGAGCACCUCUUCUCCGACUCGCCCCUUGUCGUGCUUCGGGAAGACGAGCCCAGCAGCCUGAUCGCUUUCACGCUCCACUCGUCCACCUACGCCUCGAGGCUUCAGUCUUUGAGGGACUCGCACGGGCUGGGAGAAAGCGGGCAGGGGCUCAGCAUAGAGAGGCAGCAAGAGCUGGCGAUGCGGCAGACGGAGUCGGCGCAUCUGAGCUUCGCCUUUUCCAGCGGCGAUUCCCGCUUCUCCAUUAGGGUCCUCUUCACCGAACAGUUUGACGCCCUCCGUGACGCCUGUGGGUGCCAAGACAGCUUUGUCCAGUCGCUGGCACGCUGCUGGAACUGGCUCGACUGCACGGGAGGCAAGAGUGGAGCGACGAUGAUGAAGACGCUCGAUGACCGAUUCAUCAUCAAGUCACUCUCGCGGGCCGAGAUGGAUGCGUGGGCAAACAAUGCUACAGCCUACUUUGGCUUCCUGUCAGACGUCAUCUUCCAGAACAGGCCGACGACGCUGGCAAAGAUCUUGGGGGUCUACAAGCUUACUGUGCGUAAUCCGCAGACGGGCAAGAACAUCAAGCUCGACUGCGCAGUGACGGAAAACGUCUUUGCGAACGCACCCAUGGCAAGGAUUUACGACCUCAAGGGUGCCCUUCGCAAUCGCUUUGUGACUGUCCCCUCGUCUUCCUCUGCUUCAGCUACCAAUGCCUCCACGAGUGGGCCCAACGCGUCUUUGACGACGGCGACAGCUGCCGCAGUUGCUGCCGCACCCAUGUCUACGUCUUCGCAUCAGAUCGUGCUGCAGGAUGGCAAUUUGCUCGCAUCAAAGGAUCCGCUUUUCCUCCACGAGAGCGCGAAGAGGCGUCUCAGGGAGGCUCUCUAUCAUGACUCAAUGUUUCUGGCUUCGUGCGACGUCAUGGACUACAGCCUGGUCGUAGGCGUGUCCGACGAAGAACCUGUGCUUCGCGUGGGCAUCAUCGACUUUAUUCGCACAUUCACCUUGGGCAAGAGAGCGGAGAGCUUCUUCAAGGAGCUCGGUGGUGCUGCAGCGGGAGCUGCGACUGGUGCGGGCGUACGUGAGAUCGUGGGCGGCGGUGCGACCUCGACUGGCGCGGGAGGCACGAGCGGGUCUGGGGGGUCUACGCAAGCAGGUGGUCUCGGCGUGGCCGGUCUAGGAGGAGCUACCGCGGGAGCAGGAGGGGUGCUGGCAGCCUCAGCGACGGCCGAAGGCCCAACAAUUAUUGAUCCGAAGCAAUACGCUGCCCGUUUCAAUACAUUCCUCGAUGCCAUUCUGCUCCUGGCGCCCGAUCGGUGGCUAUCGAGAGAAGAGGAGACUCGCGCGGUACAAGACCACGGGCUCGGGCUGGCUCUCUGAUGUAAAGCCGUCGAAUCUUUUCAAAUACCCGAGCUUUACACUGUCUCGUUUUCAAUCACAUGUAGUUCAUUCAAAGACGAAAUUCCAGGUAGCAGAGCAGCGUCCUGCAGCAUCAAAGCAG